AUGGCUUGCUCACCAAUAUUGUGUCACUUCACCUUCCUGCAUUUGCUCCUCCUACUCACUACAUUAUACUGCUUGCUUAUUAACGCUCUCUCUUCCUUGCAGCCACUCUGCCGUGACUAUGAGAGCUCUGCUUUGAUGCAAUUCAAGCAUAGCAUUUCCAUGGACGAGUCUGCUUCUUCCGAUCCAUCUGCCUAUCCAAAGCUUGCAUCGUGGAAUGCUAGUAGCAGUGAUAGCUGCUGCUCAUGGGACGGGGUCACUUGUGAUGAGGACACCGGCCGUGUCAUUGGCCUUGACCUCAGCAGCAGCUUUCUCCGCGGUUCUAUUCAAUCCAACACCACCCUCUUCCGCCUUGUUCACCUUCAGAAACUCAACCUUGCGGACAAUCACUUUGAUGACUCUCAAAUCCCAUCUGAUGUUGGACUUCUUUCAAUGUUAACUUAUCUCAAUCUCUCAACAUCCUCAUUUGCUGGUCAAAUCCCAUUGGAAAUUUCAAAUUUAACCAAAUUAGCUUCCCUUGAUCUCUCAUUCAAUUUCUUGGAGCUCCUAGAGCCUGGCCUAACAAGGUUGGUUCAGAACUUGACGGAUUUGAAACAACUUCACCUCAAUGACGUGAACGUAUCUUCUACGGUACCUGAGAUUUUGGCAAAUUUUUCUUCUUUAAUGUCUCUACUUGUCAAAAAUUGUGAUUUACAUGGUGAAUUUCCGACAGGCAUUUUUAAGCUACCAAACCUACAGUUUCUUGAUGUUCAGUACAAUGAAGAGCUGAGCAGUUAUUUGCCAGAGUUCCACAUGAGAAGGAGUCCACUUAAGUCAUUGACACUAGCGGGCACAAGCUUCUAUGGAGAGUUGUCAAAUUCAAUUGGAAAUCUCCACUCAUUGAAUACAUUGGAUGUCUCAUUGUGCAACUUCUCAGGGUCAAUACCAACAUCGAUUGGUAAUCUUGCACAACUCGUAUAUCUGGACCUUUCCAUAAACAACUUCUCAGGAUCAAUACCUGCUUCGAUUGGUAGUCUUGCAAAACUUGUUUAUCUCGACCUUUCUAUAAACAAGUUUAGUGGCGAGAACCUGUCAUUCCUUGGUAAGCUAACCAAACUAUCCUUUUUGUCUCUUGGUGUCAACAUUUUCAAGUGUGAGAUCCCAUCUUCUUUUGCAAACCUGACCCAACUUGAUAGAUUGUACAUGAACUCUAAUCAACUAACGGGUCAAAUCCCAUCUGGGCUUAUGAAUCUGACCCGGUUAACAAUCCUAGACCUUUCAGAUAAUUUGUUACAGGGUCCCAUCCCAGAGUCGAUAUCUCAACUUGCAAAUCUACAAGAACUUUAUAUUGAUUCAAACAACCUGAGUGGAAGAGUGAAGCUAGAUGCGUUUUUUGUCAUGAAAAAUCUUACUACUCUUCAUCUGUCAUAUAACCACCUAACCUUACUCACCAAUAGAGAUUACACCAAUGCCCCCGUUCCAAAGUUUCAUCAUCUGGGAUUGGAGACAUGCAACCUAACAGAGUUUCCGGAUUUUUUGAGACUCCAAGACGAGUUGCUGUGGUUACACCUCAGCAACAAUAAAAUUCAAGGCCCCCUGCCUACAUGGAUAUGGAAUAUGAGUAUACAAACUCUGUUUGAACUCGACCUUUCUCAAAACUUUAUAACUGGCUUUUACCAUCAUCCAUUAGUCCUUCCAUGGGGCGGGCUCGCGGUUUUAGACCUUAGUUCUAACAUGCUGCGAGGAUCAUUCCCCGUUCCACCACCGUCCACCCUUGUUUAUAAGGUCGCGAACAACAUGUUCACCGGGGAAAUUCCGCCACUUUUAUGCAAUGUGAGUUCUCUUUUAAUCCUGGAUUUAUCUUAUAACAAUAUGAGUGGCAUCAUUCCCCAAUGCUUGGGCAGUGAAACCGAGUCUCUGAAAUUUUUGAAUCUUCGAAACAAUAAAUUAUGUGGGCCCAUUCCUCAAGGAUACAAGAACGGGACCCAACUCACGAAGAUCAACUUGAGUCAAAACCAAUUGGAAGGGCCAGUGCCGAGAUCGUUGGCCAAUUGCACAAUUCUAGAGAGUCUUGAUCUUGGGAACAAUCACAUCAAUGAUGUUUUCCCUUUUUGGUUGGGAACACUUUAUGAGUUGAAGGUUCUCAUUUUGCGAUUCAAUAGGUUCCAUGGUGCAAUUCGGAACCCUAAAUCAAGUUUAGCUUUCCCCAAGUUGCACAUUCUUGACAUAUCUCACAAUGGUUUCACUGGUAAGUUACCUUCCGGUUACUUCCAUACCUGGACAUCCAUGAAAACUAUUGAUGUUAAUCAAUCGACAUCCUACGGGAGUGUAGACUUUGCUAGAGAUCACAAUAAUUACAUGACAACACUAUCGAACAAAGGUGUCCAAAUAGGGUACUUGUAUGUCCUAAAUGUUUUUGCUGCCAUUGAUCUCUCAAGUAACCGAUUUGAAGGAAAGAUUCCAGAAUCUAUUGGAAUUCUCAAGUGUCUUCACUCGCUCAACCUUUCCAACAACAAUCUCAUCGGCCAGAUCCCAUCAUCAUUGGGGAAUCUAACGGAGGUUGAAUCGUUGGACCUUUCUCGAAACAAACUCUCGGGAGAAAUACCUCAACAGCUAACCCAACUCACAUUCCUUGCAUUCUUCAAUGUGUCUCAUAAUCAUCUCAGUGGGCCUAUUCCACGAGGAAGGCAAUUUGAUACUUUUGAAAACAGUUCGUAUGAGAUGAAUUCAGGAUUGUGUGGAGAUCCUUUGGCAAAGAAAUGUGGCAAUUUAGAAGCAUCACCACCACCUUCAAAUUUGAAGCAAGAUGAUGAUGAUGAUUCAUGGUUUCCAAUUGAUAAAACUGAUUGGAUAGUCAUAUGCAUGGGUUAUGGAGGUGGGUUAACAGUUGGGCUGAUCAUUGGGCACACUCUGACAACAAGGUAUCAUGAAUGGUUUGUCAGCACCUUCGGAAGGAACCAAAAGAAACAGAGAAAGAAGAAUAAGAGCAGGCGAAGAAACUAAAUUUGAUGAGCCCGGCCAUAUUCGCUUUCGACUAGAGGUAGGUGCGUCAAGGAAAUGAAGAAUUUCAGAUCCAGCAUGGAGUUUUCAUCAACUAUCAGGUCUAAGUUUUUUUUAUUUUUUUAUUUUAUUUUUUUUCAGGUCAAGAAUGUUAUAUUAGAAGUCAGGAGUCGAAGGCUUGAAGCCGGGCUCUCAAGAAUAACCGGAAGCAACAAUGGCUGGACUAAGAAGGCACGGUGUCUAAGUUUGUCUUCUGUGUAUAUAUAUAUUUGUAUACAUUGCGUUGUGUUUGUUCUUCACUUGUUUGCAAUUGUGGUCCAUGCCAACCUUCAUCAUAA
Cornus florida is the source of this 3314-nucleotide messenger RNA. RefSeq names its product receptor-like protein 7. Gene Ontology annotation, molecular function: protein binding. The record is from RefSeq and is a predicted model, not a curated record. NCBI's taxonomy places the organism in Eukaryota, Viridiplantae, Streptophyta, Magnoliopsida, Cornales, Cornaceae. Bases 1 to 2979 code for a protein of 992 amino acids. The transcript has a single exon.